AACAUGGCGCCUUACAUCAGUCAACUGAAGGAAUAGCAGUCUUCUGCUAGACGACCUGACAGUUAGCGGACACUUAAUACAUUUCAUAACAUGAUGAGUGAAUCGAUAAGUGAAGGGAGCGUAGUUCGUUACUACUGUACUGCCGGUAGCGGGAUGGAGCCUUUUUUAAUUGACGAAGUGAAGAGAAAGCUAGCAGCACAAGACGUGUAUCAGAUGCCGGGCAAGGUGUUGUUCAGCUCCUCUGCAGCCAUCCACAAAGUCAGUAACCUGAAGGCAGCUGAGAGACUCUUCCUCUUGUUGAAACAAGACUCACCUUUGCGGUUGUCAGUCCACACCAGCCCAGCAAAGGCAGCCUCUAUGCUGCAGUCAAGACUCCUGGAUGACAAGAAUCAGUGGACCAGUGCUGUAUUGACGUGGAGCCGCCUGCAGGGGGAGCUGACGGCCAGAAGAACUACUGUCAAAACAUCAACUUCUGCACUGGGAGUGAUCAAGAGGAGGGGGGAAGAACGAGGGAGUGAUCCACAGGAGACGGAGGAAGGGAACGAGAGAGAGGAACAGAGGGAAGAGUGGGAGAAGUGUCUUGUAAAGUCUAGAAAAAGUGAAGGAGAGCAGAGGGAGGAGGAGAGCGGGAAUGGGAGGCUGAGAAGUGGUGAACAAAAUGGAACACAGACACUGGAAAAGAAGAGAAAGAGGCAUGAUGAGGAAGAAGUCGAGGAGAAGAAGCGCACUAUUUGUGACUCUAGUAAUAAAAAGAAUGCAGAAAAAGUCAAGAUGCUUGAGAGAGAAAGGAGAACAGAGGAAGUUGACAGGACACAAAUGGAGUUAAGCAGCGACAGAAAUAAAAUAACUGAGAAAGGACCCAUUUGUGAUCAUGCAAUACCAGGACUGGAACACAAUGUGGCAAGCAGGAAGAUGACGGAUGACAUCAACACCAAUUUUGUGACAGAGAGUGUGGAAAAUGUGAGGACUGCUGGAGAAGGAGAUACGGUCCCUCUGAAAACCUGCAAGGACAAACCAGAACAGCCUUCUUGUAUCCCAGUAACUUUUAGGAUUAGCUGCAAAUGUACUGGAUCUACUGCUCGAUGCCUUGGCACACAGGAGGUGAGCAAAGUGAUUGGAGUGAGUCUGUGCAGACUGUUGGGCUGGAAGGCGGACCUGAAGAAUCCAGAGCUGGAGAUAAAUAUCUAUUUGAGUGAUGACCACUGCCUGCUGGGGAUUCCACUGACCAGGUUACCAUUGGCUAACCGGAGCUAUAUUAAAACCACAGGACUGAGGUCAACAGUAGCCUGGGCCAUGGCCUCACUGGCUCACAUAAAGCCAGGCUUCCGUGUCGUCGACCCAAUGUGUGGGGUGGGGACCAUCUUAAUGGAGGCGGCACAGGAACAUGAGGAGGCCUGUUUCCUGGGUGUGGACAUCGAUGAUGGACAGCUGCAGAAGGCCAGUGAGAAUGUAGCCUUCGCAGAGCUGGGAAACAGGAUACACCUGCUGAGAGCUUCGUCUAUGAUGCUACCUCUGCCCAGCUCCAGUGUAGACUGUGUAGUCUGCGACCUGCCGUUUGGCAAGAAGUUUGGCACCAGAACCAAGAUGGCUGCCAAUCUGCCACUCAUCCUCACUGAGAUGGACAGAGUCCUCUGUAGUGGUGGUACCCUGGUUCUUCUCCUGAGUCCUCAGUUAUCCUGUGUCCUCAAGAAACUUCUGAUUCAAAAAGACACUGGACCGACAUCUCAUCAGGAAAUGAAACUUCUAGCUGGGGUAGAAAACUGUUUACCUCCCACAAAGCAGCAGACCUCACCUAUCCAGGAAAAAGAAUCUCAACACGGCCUUCAUCCUGCUUUAUCCUCGCUGAAACACCAAGCAACUUUUAGAGUCAGCUUAGGAGCAAUCGAUGGACUCAUCCAUAAAUAUAUCAAAACGGAUGCUUGAUCAGUGUUACUAGAAAUUCAAUUUCAAAAGAAUUAACUUGUUUUUUUUUGUGUGUCUUACGAUAAAGGGGUUAUGUUUGAAUGUCAUUUUACUGUAAAUGCACUGAAACAUAUUUAUGCUUGUGUACAUUUUUAUUGCAAAUUAUGUAAAUUACAGUUGUUAAAUUUAAAUUGAUCUUGCGAAGUGUGGAUUAAAAUCUUUCUGUUUUC
This is a messenger RNA of Mugil cephalus (flathead mullet), 2132 nucleotides long. RefSeq names its product THUMP domain containing 2 (gene thumpd2). The transcript is spliced from 11 exons. Gene Ontology annotation, molecular function: tRNA (guanine) methyltransferase activity; RNA binding. The record is from RefSeq and is a predicted model, not a curated record. Gene Ontology annotation, biological process: tRNA methylation. Bases 91 to 1923 code for a protein of 610 amino acids. NCBI's taxonomy places the organism in Eukaryota, Metazoa, Chordata, Actinopteri, Mugiliformes, Mugilidae.